Molecule: messenger RNA, 1051 nt
Organism: Phragmites australis (common reed)
Lineage: Eukaryota; Viridiplantae; Streptophyta; Magnoliopsida; Poales; Poaceae
Product: glycine-rich RNA-binding protein RZ1A-like
Exons: 3
Coding region: 163-768 (201 amino acids)
Molecular function (GO): RNA binding; zinc ion binding
Source: RefSeq, a predicted model, not a curated record
UCUCCGCGCUGCCGCUGGGAUUUAGGGUUCUGGCCUGGCGGUGAUUAUUCCCCCAUCCCCUUUACCUAUAAAGCGCCGCCUUCUCCAUCCAGACCAGUUGCUAAAAAUAACGAGGCAGAAAUCUUCGAUUCGACGUGCCCUUCGUCUUCCUGGCUCACAGAGAUGGCUGAUGUGGAGGAGUACCGUUGCUUCAUUGGGAACCUGUCCUGGUCGACAACUGAUGAAAGCCUCAAGGACGCUUUUCGCAAAUUUGGCAACCUCACCGAGGCAAAGGUGGUUCUUGACAAGUUUUCUGGCCGAUCUCGUGGUUUUGGCUUUGUGACUUUUGAUGAGAAGAAAGCUAUGGAGGAUGCUAUUGAAGGAAUGAAUGGACUGGACUUGGAUGGGAGGAACAUCACUGUUGAUAAAGCGCAGCCACAAGGACCUGGUAGAGACCGUAAUGGUGACCGUGAUUUUGAUCGUGAGCGUGGAUCUCGUUACGACCGUGGCCGUGACUAUGGUGGUGGGCGUGCACCACGUGGCGGUGGUGGUGGUGGGGAUUGCUUCAAGUGUGGGAAACCUGGUCAUUUUGCUAGAGAGUGCCCAUCUGGUGAUGGCGGUAGAGGUGACAGAUAUGGUGGCAGAGAUGACAGGUACGGUGGUGGUGGUGGUGGUGGUGGUGGUCGUUAUGGAUCCGAUCGUGGUGGUGACCGAUACUCUGGCCGCAGCCGAGAUGGAGGCAGCUACGGGGGUGACCGUUACGGCCGUGACCGAUCUGGUCCCUACUGAAGGCCCAGGUCUUGAGAAGUAUGUUCCAUCCAGGUAUGGAAGUCUAUCUACUACUAUGAGGUUUGUUAUCGUGUGUCUGGAACUUUGUGAUCCUGUAGUUGGAGAAUUAUGAUGUACCGUGAGAAAUCAGUUGCUUGUUAUAGACCGUAUUACUGACCGGUUUAUUAUUGUUUCCUGCUUGCCAGGCAUAUGACUUGGUCAUAGUGCUUGGUGCUUGGAUCCUCCAUGUUUGCUUGAUAUGCUAUUGGCUGGAAUCUAGCUUGUUAAAAGGUGGAUUUUGUCA